Messenger RNA from Oldenlandia corymbosa var. corymbosa, 237 nucleotides. Lineage: Eukaryota; Viridiplantae; Streptophyta; Magnoliopsida; Gentianales; Rubiaceae. The record is from the annotation of a GenBank genome assembly.
AUGGCUAAGAAGAUUGAGGCAGCUGCUGAACCUUGCAAAACAGCACCAAAAGGGCACUUUGUUGUGUAUGUGGGAAGCAAUAUGAGUAGGUUUGUCAUUCCAACAUCUUUCUUGAAGAAACCCUCUUUCCAACAGUUGCUUGAUAAGGCUGCUGAAGAAUAUGGUUAUCAUGAGUCUGGUAAAAUUGUGCUCCCUUGUGAAGAAUCUCACUUCCAAGCACUCAUCGCCCUCAUCUAG